Molecule: messenger RNA, 921 nt
Organism: Salvelinus sp. IW2-2015
Lineage: Eukaryota; Metazoa; Chordata; Actinopteri; Salmoniformes; Salmonidae
Product: trypsin-1
Biological process (GO): proteolysis
Molecular function (GO): serine-type endopeptidase activity
Source: RefSeq, a predicted model, not a curated record
GCACACCCGAUUCUGCAUAUAUACCAGGGAUGCAGAUUAGCCCCUUUCAUCGACAGGAUCAUACAGCAACCAUGAUUUCUCUGGUCUUCGUUCUGCUCAUUGGAGCCGCUUUCGCCACGGAGGACGACAAGAUUGUCGGAGGGUAUGAGUGCAAGGCCAACUCCCAGCCCCACCAGGUGUCUCUGAACUCUGGGUACCACUUCUGUGGUGGCUCCCUGGUCAAUGAGAACUGGGUUGUGUCUGCUGCUCACUGCUACAAGUCCCGUGUGGAGGUGCGUCUGGGCGAGCACAACAUCAAGGUGACUGAGGGUAGCGAGCAGUUCAUCUCUUCAUCCCGCGUGAUCCGUCACCCCAACUACAGCUCCUACAACAUCGACAAUGACAUCAUGCUGAUCAAGCUGAGCAAGCCCGCCACCCUCAACACCUACGUGCAGCCUGUUGCUCUGCCCAGCAGCUGUGCCCCCGCUGGCACCAUGUGUACCGUCUCUGGAUGGGGCAACACCAUGAGCUCCACYGCYGAYRGCAACAAGCUGCAGUGUCUGAACAUCCCCAUCCUGUCCUACAGCGACUGUAACAACUCCUACCCUGGCCAGAUCACCAACGCCAUGUUCUGCGCUGGAUACCUGGAGGGAGGCAAGGACUCUUGCCAGGGUGACUCUGGUGGCCCUGUGGUGUGCAACGGUGAGCUCCAGGGUGUUGUGUCUUGGGGUUAUGGCUGUGCCGAGCCCGGUAACCCUGGUGUCUAUGCCAAGGUGUGCAUCUUCAAUAACUGGCUGACCAGCACCAUGGCCACCUACUAAGUCUGAUCCUAGCUUCGGUCCUCCAGCAUGGUCCCAGAACUCUACAACAUCCUGUGCAGUUCAACAUCUACCUUUUAUACUGGAGAUAAAAUACUAAUGACAAAUAAAACAUUUAACAUCA